Molecule: messenger RNA, 1581 nt
Organism: Elaeis guineensis (African oil palm)
Lineage: Eukaryota; Viridiplantae; Streptophyta; Magnoliopsida; Arecales; Arecaceae
Molecular function (GO): ubiquitin binding
Source: RefSeq, a predicted model, not a curated record
GACGAGAGACGUCAGAUAUAAAGCAGAGCCGGGUUAAAAGCCACACGGAUCUGCGAUUGAACGAGAACCAGGAGGAGUGGGGGACAGCGGUGGGAUUUUGCGGGGAGAGAGAAGAAAGGGCGAUCAACGGGGGCGAAAGGAAUCGGGACAAGGGAGGGAGGGCUCGCCCCCUUUCGAUCAAAAACCCUAGGGUUUUGCGCAGGGCUAGGGUUUGGUUGCCAUGUCUGCGGGGAUCUGCGGGAAGCGCCUAGGGUUGGAGGAAAUCUUCGGAUCUCCGGCGCCGGCACCGUCGGCGAAGAGAUCUCGCUGCUCGCGCUACGGAUCUCCCAUCCGUUCCUCCGAUUUCGGCCUCGGAUCCGACGACAGGGUCUCCAUACUCCUUCGCAUGUUCCCCUCCAUGGAUCGGGAGGUUGUGGAAACUGUUUUAAAGACUCAUGAUCACAAAAUUGAUGAUGCCAUCAAGAGUCUUCAUGCUUUGUGCCUUGGUGAUGAUUCUGCAAGAAUCGAGUCAGCAAGGCUUCACUCUAUUCUCCAAGCAACUGAAAAUCCUGUUGAAGUUUCAGGUGGUGGUAAUUCUCAGACAUCUGCACAGAAUGUUGAAGGUACUCACACUGACAGGUUGGAUUCUGCACCGAAUAUUUCCCAAAAUGUGGCUUCAUGGGUAGAUAUGUUUGUACAAGAAAUGAUGAAUGCCUCAAAUUGGGAUGAUGUUCGAAACCGUGCUAUGAAAAUCUUGGAAGCUUUUGAACAAAAUGUUGCUGCACAGACCACAGCAUCAGUGGAGCAGGAGAUUGCUUCUCUUAAGGAGCAAUUGCAGUGUUUGUUGAAAGACAACCAGAUUCUGAGAAGAGCUGUUGCUAUUCAGCAUGAACGCAAUAUAGAGCAUGAGGAGAAGCUAAAGGAGGUGGAGCAAUUGAAGCACAUUAUUAGUCAGUACCAAGAGCAAAUCCGGACAUUGGAGCUGAACAAUUACACAUUGAAUAUACAUCUUCAGAGGGCACAGGAAUCCAGUUCUAUUCCUGGACGGUUCCACCCAGACAUAUUCUAGAGCCCACCUUCAGGACAUGUAAUUAAUUCUUCGUCAUGGUAUGAACCUAAACCAGAAAAAAAAUGGGAGAACGGAAGAGCUCCAGUCCAUGUUCAAGCCUAGUAAUUGAGCCUUUCUGGAGCUAUGUAUCUCUUCACUAGUCGGUUUUCUUCUGCUACAGCUGGUGCAUCCGAAGAUGAGGGGAGUGGGCUCACUAGCUUUACCUUUUUUUAAAGGAGAUAUUUUAAUUAAUUUGUUACAACCUGCCUCGCAUCAGGGCAUGUUCUUGUGCUUUUGUGUUUGUACUAUAGUUGGAAGUUCCUCCGGUUAUGAAUAUGCUAUAAGCCUGAAGAUCUGAGCCAUGCAGGGGUGCUAUUAAAAUUUUAAAUUGCCCUCAUAUAAGCUAAUGGCUCAAAAAAAAGUUUGUUUUGAUCCAUGGACCGGAUUGUAUCUUGAUAUUAAAUAAUUAAAAUAUGUUGUGCAAUUAUUUGUUUGGUUUGUAAUUGUUGAUACUUUGUGCAAGGCAUAUUAAAGAAUGAAGAGAUCUUGUUUGU